Molecule: messenger RNA, 4260 nt
Organism: Drosophila elegans
Lineage: Eukaryota; Metazoa; Arthropoda; Insecta; Diptera; Drosophilidae
Gene: Sap130
Product: pneumococcal serine-rich repeat protein
Exons: 11
Coding region: 150-4076 (1308 amino acids)
Biological process (GO): negative regulation of transcription by RNA polymerase II
Cellular component (GO): Sin3-type complex
Source: RefSeq, a predicted model, not a curated record
UGUUAUUCCACCUCUAGAGCAGCAGCAAAACAUAAGUAAAAUUCGCUUAACUAAUAGAAAGCUCGGUGAAAAUCGUAAAAAAAAGUUCGCUUGGCCGUGGAAGUAUUUCUAAUCAGCAAAAGAGGAAAUCGCAAUUUAAUACUGCAAGGAUGAGUGCGUCUAGUGAAGGUGGUACAGGGGGAGUACCAGUGGGUGGAAGUACAGCUACAGCGCCAUCAGCCCCCUUGAAAACCAUUAAGAUACGCCCCCAACAACUGCAUCCCCAUGCACUGCCAUCGUUGACAUUGCUGCCAUCUUUAUAUCCAUCAUCAUCAUCAUUAUUGGCAGCCACUGGAACAAUGUCCGCCUCCGCAAACGCCUCCGCAUCUGCAUCCGCAUCCGCAUCCGCAUCCCUGGUAUCGCACUCACAUCCGCCCCUGCAACUGCGCGGCGUCAUAAACAAGUACUCAUUGCCAUCCCAUUUGCCAUCCUCUGCAGCGCACUCCUCGGUGGCCGCCAAGAUUACGCACGUGAAAUCGGACGGCAGCGGUGGGAUAUCCAUUUCGGGAACACCGAUCCUCAGCGGUGGCACCAUCAAAGUGGCAGCAGCCAAUCCCGUGCAGCAAACAUCUCUGGGCACACCGAUUGCGUUGAAUGCAGGACAAGCCACUACGGCGGCCUCCAUACGAGCCAUUGGGGCAGGUGGCCAGUCCACGCAAGUCCGGGUGGUGAUGCCCAUGAUCAAGCAGCUGGAGAAUGUCACGGCCACGGGAAGGACCCAGAUUACGGCCAUACCAGCUGCGCCGGCGAGGAGUGGGGCAAAUGCAUCGAUCACCGUGACCAGGCCGGUGACCCAGGCCACAUAUCUGCCGCGAGCCAGUGUGACGGCCACCCAGAUGGGAGGCGUUGGUGUGGGAGUUGGCCAGCGGCUUGUGACGCCCCUGAGAGCCACAUCAUCGGCCACCGUGACGCAAACGGCACCGACAGUUCUCAGCUCCACCGGAGGAUUUGUUCGCGGGGCGACCGCCUCGGUGAGCAGAGGUGGCGUGGCGCUCUCAACGCAACCACCAUCGGCGGUGAUCUCGUCCAGCAAUAGUGCUGCUUGGAUGCAAGGUCCCACGGGACAGGUGCAACUGAUCCGUGCCAUUCCGCAGCCACGCCAGAGGAUUAUAACGACAUCUGCGAGCAUGUCCAAUGCCAGUGUGGUGACCACCACUCCAGUGCAGGCGCCAACAGCACUAUCCGUCUCUGCUGGCCAGCCCUUGACGCCACAACAAGCCACGGGGCCUGGCGGAGGUCCUCAGGCUUAUAUGGCCACUGUAUUGCCCCAACGGCAGCACCAGGCCACUCUAGUUUACUCCUCCAAUGUGUCCGCGCCCAAUGUGAGCCAGAAUCCCGGGCAGCAAUUUAAUCCUCGCUUUGCAGUGGCCACGCCCGCGGGUGGAGUAACGACCACGACUCCCGGAGGAACUACUGUGACACCUCGACACGUGCGUCCCAUUCCGUUGGGCAAAAGUUUUCCGGGCGGCAAGCUGAACACCACGAGCAUAAGCAUCCGGGCUCCAAGCAUCCCUCAGCUAAAUACCAGCGUUACGGCAUCGCCAACACCGGUCAGUGUUUCCGGCGGAGCAACAGUGGCGCCCGGGCGGGGUCCUGGUGCUGGGGGAACUGCUCUGACGACCACCAGUUUGCCAACCACGCGGAUCAUCCAACUGCAGCCGCCAGCGACUGGGACCACUCAGCAGAUCAUCGGAUCCGCUACCCGACUGGGCGGGAAUGUAAUGCUGCAACCCUUCUUGAUGAGCACCACCGCGGCCGCUAAGAUCGGCAUACGACCACCUGUUACCAUGACCGCAAAAGUCCAACCAUCAUUGACCAUUACGCAGCUAAAUCCGAUAGGAAAGGUGUCGACCGCCGGAGGAGCUGGUGCGCCCACAAUGGCACCGCAGGGCGUGGCCAGUAUCCAGGCGGUACCAGUGCCGAAUGUCUCCGCCAGUGUGGUUAAUCCCAGUUCAGUGGCUGGGGCCACUUCGGCAGCUGGAGGAGCCACUGUCCUGCCGUUGACCGUCAGCGGAAGAGGAGGAGCAGUGGGUCCAGGUGGUAACAUCCUCACGGGCACUCUGACGCCCAUCAAGAAUGCGCACGGCAUUACUCUGGGCAAGAUGAUGAUGACACCGGCCACAGCGGCGCCUGGUGGAGAUUCAUCUGGCACUAGCGGAGCCACAGUCACGGGUUUCCAACGCACAUGGAAUCCGGUGGUGGCUUCACAGAGCCAGUUGAUGAAGAUAGAUGAGAAGGGAAGUGCUGCCACGAUUUACUACGAAUCCAUGCCGGCCUCCGCCUCCACGGGGGUUCUAUCAUUGACCACGACCACAGUGACGCAGAGCACCCAGGCUCAGGCACAACUGGUUAGCAGCGCCGGCGGCAGCAGUUUGUCGGUGUCUUCGCUGCCCUUCGGCAGUCAUGCGCCCACUGGAGCGGGAUCAGCGGGUACCGGAUCUCAGGCCACUUUUACUGUAUUGCCGUCAGGUGCCGGAGGAGCGGCCACCCGGACGAUUGGUCACCAGCAACUCAUUAUACCGGCAGGACCAAACAGUGCGCCGCCGCAACACAUGGUUAUCCCGCUGCAUACAUCCGUGAAGGUGACAACGGGGGCGGGCAAUCCGCAACAGGCAGCAGGAAGUGCAGCGCUGGUGUCCAGUUUCAUGCGCAAGCGGGAUGCAGACGGUUCGCCCAUUCGCGCGGCCAAGAAUCUGGGACCCACCUUACUGUCGAUGGCAAGUAACACCAGUGGUCCAAAUAUGACCCCUGCUCCGGGCACAACUUUCAAUAUCCAGCCAGUGUCGGUGGCGGUGCCUCCGUCCGUCGGCUCCGGACUCACUGUGGAAGCGUUGGCCAAGAAAGAACGCGAGCGCGUGGCGCAUGGAGUGGCAAGCAGUGCGACCAGUGUGGCAGCCACAGUGGGCACCGUCUCCUCAACGCGAGCGACCCGGGCAGAGUCGCCAGAUUCGUCAGAUGGCUCAACCACAGUGUCGGCCAAUUCCUCGCCUGGUGUCGACCAGCAGUUGCAGGACAGGAUUGGAGAUCCACCAGUAACUGGAGGUGCAAGUGGGCGCGAUAAUUCCACACAUUUUAAUCCCAUCACUGAGUUGUACUCUUCGCAUCAAUCGAUGCAGCAGAACCUUGGCCUCUCCUCACUUGGAGGACGCAGUGGAAGCAGUGCCUUUGUGGACGUGCAAGCGCCAACGCCCCAGCAACAGCAACCUCAGCAGCAGGCGCCUCAUCUGGUGGGAUCUGCGCAAUUGAUGCAGCAGGCGGGUACGCGUAUGAAUGGCACUGGCAAUAGCUCCAGCUCCAGCUACGAUUGCUCCUCCAGGAAGAAGCCGCGUCGAUCAACCAAUGACAGCCAGCACUCCACGCAGAGCCAGGCAUCUUUGUCGCUACCUCCACCCAGUGCAGAAGCAACGCCGCCGGCUGGCGCAUCCUACAUGCAGAAACACAACAAUGGAGGUCUGCUGGUAACAGCGGCGACCCCGGGAGUCGCUCCCAAUAGUGCGCCGGGCGAUGCCAAUCAUCGAAGCAGUGCACCCGCUGUGACGGGCAACAAGGAGAAUGCCAAUCCGGUGGACUUUGUGAUACGCCGUCCGCGCAAUUGUGCGUUGCUUAAUACAUAUAAACCCACCCACAAGUUGGCCAACAACCAUUUCCAUCGCUAUACGGAUGUGAAGCCAAGGGAGGAGCGACGUGCCACAGUAAUUGAUCUAGCCAAUCAACCAAAUGUCCAGGGAAAGAUUAAUGGGUGGAAAAUUUAUCAUUUGCGCUCCCAAAUGGAGGACUUGAAUGAAUCAGAGGUUUUCAGUCUGGGAAAACUCGAGACAAUGCUGCAAGAACUGGAAAAGGACAAGGAAAAGCACAGCGAAAUGGAACGUGUCACCGAACUGCUGAAGGGCAACAUACAGCGCAGCAAGAUCAUCACCGAUGGCAUCAACGAGGCGCAGAAUCAGUUAAUGAAGAUCUUCGAGCACAAGCCACACGUCUCGGACAUUAUUAACCGAUGUGCAUCCAAGCGCAACUUUAAGAAGCGCGAAAAGAUCUAAAAUCCUUUGACAGAAGGAAGCUCAGCCAACUGAACUGUACAUUGCCUAAUUUAAGCAAACAUAUAAGAUUAAAACUAAUUACCUUAAACGCGUUCGAUUUGUAAGACGUACAAUUACAAAGAAACCAGCAAUAUUUUUUCAGUUUAUUAAGUCGGAAACAAAAAUACAAAGCACUCGAGUUGUA